Closterium sp. Naga37s-1 is the source of this 4434-nucleotide messenger RNA. The record is from the annotation of a GenBank genome assembly. Lineage: Eukaryota; Viridiplantae; Streptophyta; Zygnematophyceae; Desmidiales; Closteriaceae.
AUGUCGCUCCACGAGAGUGGCCGUGAUGAGCAUCAUGACAUUUCAGAGCUAUUGGAGACGCUUCUUACGGAUUCAAAGCCUGAAGAGGUGGUUUCGUCUGUGGAACCUGAUCAUGCUGGUGAAAUUGGGGGGGAUUCGGGCGCUUCAAGUUCAGGAACCAUAGAGUCUGUAGGGCCUUUAAGCAGAGCGCCAGGACGCGGCGGUAUUGGAAGGACGGGAGGGGGGAGGGCGGGCGGAAGGGAUCACAGCGGCCGGGGGCGAUUAGCCGCUGGAGGGGACGCGCCGCGAGUUGCUUUUGGGCGGGGAGUACCGAACGCUGCGGUUCCAAGUGCUAAGGCGGCAGGUAGCGGCAAGACUGCUGGCACUGGCAAAACGGCGUCUGCAGCCGGGAAAACGGCUGAUUCCGGUCCUGUCAAAUCUGCAGCUGCGGCUGCUAAUACGACGACCACUGGCGGCACCACCGCCGCGGUAUCCAUGCCCAAGAAAGAAUCUUCCGCACAUGCUGUCAAGGAGCCCCCGUCAGAACCUACAGCCGCGCGGAGCAUUGGCGUGAACGUGGCGCAGCCUCCGCACCUGGCACAGCCGAGCGUAGUGACGGCCGCCGCGACUAACGCAGCUCCCGCGCAAGGGAGCGCGGGUUUCUUAAGGACGGGAAGGGGGGAUGCGGCAGCCGCAGCGGCCGCGGGCGUAAUAUCGGCGGGAACCGCGGCGGGGUUUCGGGAGCCAGGACCCGGAGCUGCCGUUGGCAUCGCCGCAACGGAGCCGGGUAGCUCGUCGGGGGCUUUCACGGUGUUUCCGCGCACGGGGCGGGGGGAUGUGCGGCGGGCGUACGCGCUGGGGAAGGAGCUUGGGAAGGGCGGAGGGGGCGUGGUGCGCGAGUGCUUGGAUCCGCUCACGGGACGGCCGGUGGCGGCGUGCAAGAGCAUUCCCAAGUCGAAGCUACAGCGGCGCGACCUGGCGGACGAGGUGCGAAUGGAAGUAACUGCGAUGAAGCGGCUGCACGGGCACGCGCACGUGGUGCAGCUGCUGGGCGUGUACGAGGACGCGCGCGCCGUGCACCUCGUCAUGGAGCUCUGCACCGGCGGCGACCUCUACGACUUCCUCACCGCCGCCGUCACGCUCCCCGAGCCGCUCGCCGCGCGCAUCGCGAGCCAAAUCCUCCGCGCGUUGAGCCACUGUCACCGCAACGGCAUACUCCAUCGCGACGUGAAGCCCGAAAACAUCCUCCUCGUGCGCGCUGCGCCACUCCCCAACCGCGCUUCCGCCUCCGCCGCUGCCGACGGCGCGGAUGGCAAACCUGCGGGGCAAAACCCCGCGGAAGCGGUGAAGGCGUCGACGGCGGCGGGCGCGGCGGGCGGAGACGGCGGGGACGGCCCGCCGAGUACCCCGAGCAGCACGGCAACGAGCAGUCUGUUCAGCACGCGGAGCAGUUUCCUCGACUCCGCCAAUGGCGCAACCACCACCGCUAGCGCCAGCACCGCCACUAGCAGUCACGGCGCGACGCGAGGCCACCACGCGGAUGACACCGACGCGAGUGGGACCUGGGACGCCCGCAGCGGCAGCGGCGGGGAAUUUGGCGCCGCUUCCUGCGCGGAGAAUGGGUGGGCGGAGAUCCACGUGAAGCUGGCAGAUUUCGGGCUGGCCGUUCCGCUGAAACCGGGGCAGCAAGCCGUGGGAAUGCACGGUAGCUCCGUGUAUAUGGCACCUGAGGUGGUAUGUCGGAAACCGUACGGCGUGCAGGUGGAUAUGUGGGGCCUUGGGGUUAUACUCUAUACCGCGCUCUCCGGUUUUAUGCCGUUUUGGGGCACGACGGACGAGGAGCUCUUUGUGCGGAUUCUUCGCGGCCGCCCGGAUUACCGCAGCGAUCCGUGGCCGUCGAUCUCGGACGAAGCGAAGGAUCUGAUCCGUUGGUUGCUGACGAUAGAUCCGCCGCGCCGAGCGACCGCGGAAGCCGCGCUCGCGCACCCGUGGAUUCUCCGUCACUGCCCCCCGCAACUGCCGUCCCUCUCCCUUCCGCCGACGCUGCGCGAAGCGGGCGCCCCGCUGCACAGGCGCCGGCCCGCGUCCUCCGCGUUCCCCCCCGGCAGCCUGCACUUUCCGCCAUCCACCGCGCGGAGGCUCGAUGGCGCAGUGGGAGUGCGCGGAUUGGGGGAAAAAGGCGAGGAAAGGCCAAAAGGAGGGAGUGCGGUCGGGGGAGCGGCAGCGUCCACAGCAGCGGCUGCUGCAGGCAUGGUUGGGAAAGUUGGCACCAGUGCAGCUGCAGCACCAGCAGCAGCAGCAGCAGUACCAGCAGCAGCAGCAGCAACCACUGCGUCCGCUCCUGUCGCUUCUACACCUCCUGCCACACAGACUCGUUGUGCAGUAGCUGCGGCACCUGCUCCUGCCUCCACCGCUUUCACCCCCUUCGCAGCAGCUGCUGGUGCUGGUGCUGGUGCUGGUGCCCCCUCUCCGUCCCUAGUUAGUGAGGCGCUGCCCUGGCAGCACCAGCAGCAGCAGCAGCAGCAGCAGCAGCAGGUGCAGGAUUUCAGUCAGUUUGCACCGACACAUGCGCACGGGCGAGGCUUUGCCCACAGCUACAUGCAUGGGCAGUCCCCUCUCUACCCUCGCCUGCCGGGCCAGGACCCCGCCUUUGCUGCCUUCGCCCCCACUCCCCCUUUCAACCACUCCUCCGCUUUCCACCACUCCAACCCCACCCCGCCCCUGCUUCCUGCACCGGAUUUCACCUGCCCCAACCCCUCGUCCUCCUCUGCAUUCCUGCCUCCCUCUCCUGCCGCCUCUCCCGCUCCUUCCUUCGCCUCGUCUGCUUCCUCUUGCCCCACGCCUUUUCUCGCCCCUCUCCCUCCACUCUCCAUGCUCCCUACCUCUGCGUUCAGCCUGUCCCACACACCCACUGCCCCUGCAGCCGCUGCUUCCGUUGCCCCCACCACCCAUGCCCCUUCUCCUUACAACAGCACAGCACCGCCUCCAGCCAUUACUGCACCUCCAGCUCCCACCGCUUCUCCUCUCCCUGGUGCGUCCAGCCCAGCCGGGUCAAGCUCGCCCACCGCCCUUCCCCCUGGCACCUUUGUCAUCUUCGGUAGAAGCGCACCCAGUACUAGCACAGCAGCUGCGCCAGGAGCAGCAGGCGUGGCACAACUGCAACAGCCGUCCGCACUGGCGCAGUCACCGCUUGCCCCUGCCCCUGCUUCUGCUGGUGCAGGUCCUGGUGUCGGUGCAGCAGCAGCAGUCGCAGGAGCAGGCAGUCGGGGUUGCAGUGACGGCUACCACUCCGCUCACUGCGCCUGCAGCAGCCCCCCUAUUGGCCUCUUCUCUAUCGGGGCGCCAGGGGCUUUCCGGCUGGGAACAGCAGACCUGGGAGAUGGUGGGUUCACCCGAGGAGGAGCAGGGACGGAUACGAUUAUGGGGGAAGGCAGCCGGGGAUUGGCUGGGAGGAGUUCGUUGGGGGGCAACCGAGAGGGUAUCAGCCCCGGUCGUAGGAGGUGCCUGUUUGGCCAAGCCCACUCUGCCAGCAACGCCGCCUCUGCUGCUCCUCUUGCUCCCUCUGCUGCUGCUUCAGCUGCGGCACUAGCAGCGUCCGCAGCAGCAGUAUCAGCGUCGGCUGUUUGCGUCUCCGUGCCGCCUUCCCUCGCGCCUGCACCCAAGGCUAGCAGGGGGGGAGGUGGAGGAACCAGCCUAGGCCCCAUCACGUCCCAGCGCACCCGCCCCUCUGCUCUCAGCAGCCCCUUCUACCUGUUUUCGCCCAAGAGGAAGCUGCGCAAGGCUCAGGUUGUGAGCGGUGGAGGGAAGGACGAGCGAGCAGGACGAGUAGAGAAGGGCGCUGGAAUGUCAGCAGUGGCUGCCGCAGCUGCUGAGGCUGCUGCCGGUGCAGCAGGGGAUUCUUGCCCUGGGUCGGUUGGAUCCAUCUCUGCUUUCCGAGCCCGUCUCUCCCCUGCGGUGCAGAUCGAUAGUGUUGGCAUGCCAACGCAAGGCGCAUCUAGCAGCAGCCCGUUCUCCUCCUCUGCCUCUCCCUUCGCUGCUGCCUCUGCCAUCGCCCGUGCUUCUGUGAAGAGCCUCUUUCGGAGCAUCAGCAGGGGCGGCGGCGGCAGCAACGGCGGCAGUGGCAGCAACGGCAACAGCUCUGCUGGUGGUAACCAGAGUAACGGGGUGAACGGAGAUGUUGCUAGCGGGGUUUGCCCUGCUGGGGCUGUAGGGGAGUUGGAACAGGACCGUGCACUAGCUGCUGCUGUCGCUCUUGGGCUCUAUGAGAGCAAUGCAAUGCAGGCAGGACCAGCGGGAGGACAAGGGGGUAGAGGGAUUGGGAGUGGUGGAGAGGGGGGGAUUGGUGGAGCAGGCGUGAGGAGGGGGCUGUUUUCUGGUUCGCCAUCUAAGCGAGCCCCGCUAACCCGAAGGACAAACUCUGCCAAGACUGGGUCCACUCCUCGUGGGCUCUUUUGA